Molecule: messenger RNA, 1925 nt
Organism: Meriones unguiculatus (Mongolian gerbil)
Lineage: Eukaryota; Metazoa; Chordata; Mammalia; Rodentia; Muridae
Gene: Znf524
Product: zinc finger protein 524
Exons: 2
Coding region: 927-1877 (316 amino acids)
Cellular component (GO): nucleus
Source: RefSeq, a predicted model, not a curated record
GCGCGCAGACCCCCUCCUGGCAGCCCCUGCCGCCCGUGUCCCCGCGCCGCUCAUUGGCCACGGCACCCUGAGGGCCCGCCCCGCCUGCGGGCUGGGCCACUCGGGGCUGACGGGCACGCAUCCCACCAGACUUUGGGGGGGGGGGAGGGUUGAAGAGUCCCUCUCUCACUUAAUAGGUGUGUUGCAGAAAUGCAGCUCUUGUCCAGGCUACCUACCACAUGGUGCGAACCAUAUAAUACUGGAGGAGUUGCUCCUGUGUGGCCCUUAUGCUGUGUGCAUAUUAAAAAGGGGUGCAAGUUUUGGGGGUGUAGCUCAGGUCUAGUAUGUGUGAGGCCCUGAGUUGGAUAACCUGCACUACACACAAAGAAAACUUAAAAAGCAACCAAACAGCAAAACAAUGUAAAGAAAGGUUCAGGGUCCUCCUCACAGCACCUGCUGCACCUGUCCCCCAAGUACACUCCAUCCCCUAGGGUCUGGGGACACUGGAAAGUGAGUGUCGUGGGGUUUUUACAAUAUUUUCUGUAUUCUAAGCAGUUUUCUAGGGACAUUUUUGAAGCUUCUGUCUUCCUGUCGAUUCUUCCUACAACCUCGAUAUAUUGAUUUUACAGAGAAGGAAACUGAUUCAGAGACAAAAGCCUUGCAAGUGGCUUUGCAGAGUCACAUGCUAAUUAUUGGCAGAAUUGGAAUCAAACCCAGGACUGAAAGACCUCAAGAUAUCCUCUUACACACACACACACACACACACACACACACACACACAUAACUCAAAGAUAUCCUCCUACACAUACAAAACAUAUCCCCCUAUCUUCCUAAUAGGUCUUUCUAUUCCUUGUCCACUGAGGUCCGUAGGACUGGUUUGAUGAUUGUCACCAGCAGAGAGACCUUAAGCUGGCUCCAGUACCCAGAUUCAAGCUCCCCACUGCUCAAUGGACAAGCCCAGCCCAGACCCGUUGCCUUCAACUUUGUCUGGGGAGGAAGAAAAACCUCUGGCCUUACUUCCUCCUGUUCCCCGGGGCCGCCGAGGCCGACCUCCUGGGGGAGCUGCCACCUCCAAUCGGACUCUCAAGUCCUCUCUCCCUCGAAAGCGGGGCCGACCCCCCAAAUCAGUGCAGGAAGCCCCGUUGACAGCACCAGUGGACAGCGGUGGCAGCAGCGAUCUUCUGUUGAUCGAUGAUCAGGGUGUUCCUUAUACAGUUCCCGAAAGGUCAGCAGCAGAUGGGCCCCAGGGCUCUGGCCCCAAGAGGGCCCCACACUUCUGCCCUGUGUGCCUGAGGGCCUUCCCCUACCUCUCUGACCUGGAGCGCCACAGCAUCUCUCACUCAGAAUUGAAGCCACACAUGUGCAAAGAUUGCGGCAAGACCUUCAAGCGGUCCAGCCACUUGCGGCGUCAUUGCAACAUUCAUGCUGGCCUUAGGCCCUUCCAUUGUGUGCUCUGCCCUCGCCGCUUCCGAGAGGCAGGGGAGCUUGCACAUCACCACCGCAUCCACUCUGGAGAGCGACCAUACCAGUGUCCCUCAUGCAGGGUACGCUUCACGGAGGCCAAUACCCUCCGGCGCCAUUACAAACGUAAACACCCAGAGCUUGUGGGGAUGCCCGUGCGCCUGUGCCCCCCAAACCCAAGACCUCAACCUCUGUGGGAUGACGAUGAGGGCGCCCCUGUUCCAGAAGGGGUACAGGAGGAAGGUCCUGAAGAAAAGGAGCCUGCUUGGCCCAGGUCCUCCACCACCUCUCCUGUGUCUGGGUUUACAGUGGGGGCUUCAGCUGGUGCUGGGCAUGGCCAAGGUGGCCAAGACACCCUUAUUUCUGGUGGUAUUCCCAUCAUGGGAGGGGGUCAAAAGCAGGGACCUGAUGCCACCCAGCACCCUCCUGCGGACUGACAGGCUCUGGGAGGCAUGGGCUGUGGAAAUAAAUCCCUGCCUACUGAC